Molecule: messenger RNA, 1247 nt
Organism: Molossus molossus (Pallas's mastiff bat)
Lineage: Eukaryota; Metazoa; Chordata; Mammalia; Chiroptera; Molossidae
Gene: OGN
Product: osteoglycin
Exons: 7
Coding region: 262-1158 (298 amino acids)
Molecular function (GO): protein binding
Source: RefSeq, a predicted model, not a curated record
UUUCACUCUCAAGAAAGAAUGUUGGCAAAGCUCUCUACCACAUGAAAACUGCUUUUAAAGCUGUUGGGCCCUGAAAUUCUACACAGCAGUUUGAAAUCAAUCCACAGCUUUCCGCCUUCACCUCCCACUUGGGGCUUAUGCACAGACACGAACAUCUAUUGAGGAAAACCACAAAACAGCUGCAACGGGGGAAAGGAGUAUUGUCUUACAGUCAGCAGGCCACUAGUUCAUUAACAUCCAGUCACCUUCCUUUGUGUGAAAAUGAAGAGUCUGCAGUCUGCACUGCUCCUACUACUGUUUGUGCCUCUGAUAAAGCCAGCACCACCACCUCUGCAGCACUCACGCAACACCUAUGAUUAUGGAACAGAUAAUUUCGAAGAAACUUUAUUUACUCGAGAUUAUGAGGAUCAAUACCUGGAUGGAAAAAAUAUUAAGGAAAAAGAAUCUAUGAUAAUAUCUAAUGAGAAAAGUCUCCAAUUACAAAAAGAUGAAAGUUUAACAUCAGUACCUCCCAAGAAAGAAAAUGAUGAAAUGCCCACAUGCCUGCUGUGCGUGUGUCUGAGCGGCUCUGUGUACUGUGAAGAAGUGGACAUCGAGGUUGUACCCCCCUUGCCGAAGGAGUCAGCCUACCUGUACGCACGAUUCAACAAAAUUAAAAAACUGACUGCCAAAGAUUUUGCAGAAAUACCUAAUUUAAGAAGACUCGAUUUUACGGGAAAUUUGAUUGAAGAUAUAGAAGACAGCACGUUUUCAAAACUUUCUCUAUUAGAAGAACUCACACUAGCUGAAAAUCAACUGGUGAAGCUCCCAGUCCUCCCUCCCAAGCUUACUUUAUUUAAUGCAAAAUACAACAAACUCAAGAGCAGAGGGGUUAAAGCAAACACGUUCAAAAAACUGAGCAACCUGUCCUUCCUCUAUUUGGACCACAAUGCGCUGGAGUCUGUGCCUCCUAAUUUACCAGAAAGUCUACGUGUAAUUCAUCUUCAGUUUAACAACAUAACUUCAAUUACAGACGACACAUUCUGCAAGGCAAAUGACACCCGUUAUAUCCGGAACCACAUUGAAGAGAUACGCUUGGAAGGAAAUCCCAUCAUCCUGGGAAAGCAUCCCAACAGUUUUAUCUGCUUGAAAAGAUUACCUGUAGGAUCAUACUUUUAACCAGUAUCAAUGUAGCAUGUAAAGUAAAGUACACACAUACUUAUAAUCUAUCUCAACAAUGUCUAAAGGAACAUCAAUAUCUGUUUAAU